This is a messenger RNA of Acomys russatus (golden spiny mouse), 1720 nucleotides long. It is a transcript of the gene B3gnt4, whose product is annotated as UDP-GlcNAc:betaGal beta-1,3-N-acetylglucosaminyltransferase 4. The record is from RefSeq and is a predicted model, not a curated record. The coding region runs from base 668 to 1720 and encodes 350 amino acids. Gene Ontology annotation, molecular function: hexosyltransferase activity. NCBI's taxonomy places the organism in Eukaryota, Metazoa, Chordata, Mammalia, Rodentia, Muridae. The transcript has a single exon. Gene Ontology annotation, cellular component: membrane.
AAAGGGUGGCAUUUAGUCCACAUAGCUUCUGGUUACGAGCCGCUUCCCCACAGUGUGUUCUCAUGCUCCGUGCUUUUUGUUUUGUGAACCACCACUGCCUGUAGCCCUUCCGUGCAGUUUCCUCUCCCAAGAGGCCUGGGACUCUGAUGUUGCUGAGACUGUGUUACCCAGAAACUCAGCACAGGACCUGCCCGAGACCAGGCUGACUCUAGGCUUUCAUUAUGGAUUUGGAAAGCUCAGAAUGUCAGGUUUCAUGCCUAUAAUGUAUGUGACACAAGACUAAAGCUAUGCUAGUUCCCCUAAAAUUCUAUAUGGUCCUUGAGAAUGUUUAUUGUAUCUCAGCUUUACUAUGGCUACAAACCACACCGAGGGAAAUGUUUAGUUGUGCCAAGAAGGUGGCAGCAGGCAGGCGAGGGCUGGCAGGGCAGGCGUUUUCAGUCUUUAUUCCAGGGAGGACUUCUGCAAAGUGGCUCAUCCCAUAAUCUCAGUGCUUGGAGAGGCUGAGGCUAGGCUGGCCUAAUCAAAAUGAGACUUUUUUUUUUCCUAACCAAAAGUCCAAGAGUUGGGCAAGGACUUAGCCGCAGGGUUGCAGGUAAUUCAUUUUUGUUCCCAAAACAGGGGCCGUGUGAGCCUCGCUCAGGUGCUCUCUCCCCACAGGGCUUCAGCUAUGUUGCGCAGGUUGGGCUGUGUGCUGUUCUGCAGCCUUGUGGCUCUGCUGCUCAGCUGCCUGCUCUUUCUGAAGGAGCGCACACCAGCAGACAGCUCCAAGGCCCGCCAGCGCAUCCGGGCACUGCCAAGGCCCCACCACAGCCAGUGCCCACCCAACCUAGCAAUUGCUAACACCUCCCUGUCUCUACCCAGCCGCCAUCGCCUCUUUUUAACAUAUCGACACUGCCGAAACUUCUCCAUCUUGCUGGAGCCCUCGGAGUGUGCCAGGGACACCUUCUUGCUCCUGGUCAUCAAGUCACAGCCUGGUCACAUUGAGCAGCGUGCAGCCAUUCGAAGCACUUGGGGCCGGGCGGGGAGCUGGGUGAGGGGCCGGCAGCUGAAGCUGGUCUUCCUCCUGGGGGUGGCAGGACCCAUGCCCCCAGCCCAGCUGCUGGCCUAUGAGAGUUGGCAAUUUGAUGACAUCCUACAGUGGGACUUUGCUGAGGACUUCUUCAACCUAACACUCAAGGAGCUGCAUGUGCAGCGCUGGAUAGCCACUGCCUGCACACAGGCCCAGUUCAUACUAAAGGGAGAUGAUGAUGUCUUUAUCCAUGUUCCCAAUGUGCUCGAGUUCCUGGAGGGCUGGGACCCAGCCCAGGACCUCUUGGUGGGAGAUGUCAUCCGCCAGGCCAGGCCCAACAGGAAUACCAAAGUCAAAUACUUCAUCCCAUUCUCCAUGUACAGGGCCCGUCACUAUCCACCUUACGCAGGGGGCGGCGGCUAUGUCAUGUCCCAGGCUACUGUGAGGCAUCUUCACAGAGCCAUGGAGGCGGCGGAACUCUUCCCCAUUGAUGAUGUCUUUGUGGGUAUGUGCCUGGGGAAGCUCGGGGUGAGCCCCACACACCAUGCUGGCUUCAAGACAUUUGGAAUCCAGCAGCCCCUGAACCCCAGAGACCCUUGCCUGUACAGAGGGCUCCUGCUAGUGCACCGUCUAAGCCCUCUGGAGAUUUGGACCAUGUGGGCACUGGUGACAGAUGAGAGGCUCACAUGUGCAGCUACCCCCAAACCCUAG